CUACCGCCGCUACCUGGGACGGCUGAGGCAGAACCUGCGCGAAACCCAGAAGUUCUUCCGCGACAUCAAGGACUCCCACCACCACAGUUGUCCCUCCUCCCCCACGGGCGGCGGCGGGGCCCAGCCCGGCCCUGCCGGCGAUGUCGCCGAAGCGGGGCUGCAGGCGGGCCAGCUGAACUGCAUUUUCUUCCCACCUAAGGAAGAGAAGUACCUCCAGCAGGUUGUGGACUGCCUCCCCUGCAUACUGAUCCUCGGCCAGGACUGUAAUGUCAAGUGCCAGCUGUUGAACCUGCUGCUGGGCGUGCAGGUGCUUCCCACCACCAAGCUGGGCAACGAGGAGAGCUGUAAGCUUCGGCGCCUGCGCUUCACCUACGGGACUCAGACUCGAGUCAGCCUGGCGCUCCCUGGACAGUAUGAACUUGUGCACACGCUGGUGGCUCACCAGGGCAACUGGGAAACCAUCCCUGAGGAGGACCUGGAGGUCCAAGAUGACAGUGAGGACGCUGCUCAUGUUCUAGCUGAACUGGAGGUGACGAUGCACCAUGCUCUCUUACAGGAGGUGGACAUCUUGGUGGCACCGUGCCAAGGCCUCCGGCCCACAGUGGAUGUUCUGAGUGACUUGGUGAAUGACUUCUUACCUGUGAUAACCUAUGCACUCCACAAAGAUGAACUCUCUGAGAGGGAUGAACAAGAGCUUCAGGAAAUCCGGAAGUACUUCUCUUUACCUGUGUUCUUCUUCAAAGUGCCGACGCUGGGCUCAGAGAUAAUAGACUCCUCUGCCAGGAGAACGGAGAGCGAAAGAUCGCCACUUUAUCACCAGCUAGUCGACCUGGGCUAUCUGAGCAGCAGUCACUGGAACUGUGGGGCGCCCGGUCCAGACACUAAAGCUCAGAGCAUGUUGGUGGAACAGAGCGAGAAGCUGAGACACUUGGGCAUGUUUUCGCACCAGGUGCUGCAGGCUCGUCUGGUGGACGCAGCCAGGGCCCUGAACCUCGUGCACUGCCACUGCCUCGACAUCUUCAUUAACCAGGCCUUCGACAUGCAGCGGGACCUGCAGAUUACGCCCAAGCGCCUGGAAUAUACUCGAAAAAAGGAGAACGAGUUGUAUGAAUCACUGAUGAAUAUUGCCAACCGAAAGCAGGAGGAAAUGAAGGAUAUGAUUGUUGAGACACUUAACACCAUGAAGGAAGAACUUCUGGAUGAUGCUGCCAACAUGGAGUUUAAAGAUGUCAUUGUCCCCGAAAAUGGGGAGCCAGUGGGCACCAGAGAGAUCAAAUGCUGCAUCCGACAGAUCCAGGAACUCAUCAUCUCCCGACUUAACCAGGCAGUGGCUAACAAGCUGAUCAGCUCAGUGGAUUACCUGCGCGAGAGCUUUGUCGGAACCCUGGAACGGUGUCUGCAGAGCCUGGAGAAGUCGCAGGAUGUCUCAGUUCACAUCACCAGUAACUACCUGAAACAGAUCUUAAAUGCUGCGUAUCACGUUGAAGUCACGUUUCACUCAGGGUCCUCGGUUACAAGGAUGCUGUGGGAGCAAAUCAAGCAGAUCAUCCUGCGUAUCACGUGGGUGAGCCCACCUGCCAUCACUCUGGAAUGGAAGAGGAAGGUGGCCCAGGAAGCCAUCGAGAGCCUUAGUGCCUCCAAGCUGGCCAAGAGCAUUUGUAGCCAGUUCCGAACUCGGCUCAACAGUUCUCAUGAGGCCUUUGCAGCCUCCUUGAGGCAGCUGGAAGCUGGCCACUCAGGCCGGCUGGAAAAAACUGAAGAUCUAUGGCUGAAGGUUCGGAAAGAUCACGCUCCCCGCCUGGCCCGCCUUUCUUUGGAGAGCCGGUCUUUACAGGACGUCUUGCUCUAUCGUAAACCUAAACUGGGCCAGGAACUGGGCCGGGGCCAGUAUGGUGUGGUGUACCUGUGUGACAACUGGGGGGGACACUUCCCUUGUGCCCUGAAGUCAGUUGUACCUCCAGAUGAGAAGCACUGGAACGAUCUGGCUUUGGAGUUUCACUACAUGAGGUCUCUGCCAAAGCAUGAGCGCCUGGUGGAUCUCCACGGCUCAGUCAUUGACUACAACUACGGCGGUGGCUCCAGCAUCGCCGUGCUCCUCAUCAUGGAGCGUCUCCACCGCGACCUCUACACGGGGCUGAAGGCUGGACUGACCCUGGAGACACGUUUGCAGAUAGCACUUGAUGUGGUGGAGGGCGUCCGCUUCCUUCACAGCCAGGGGCUUGUUCAUCGUGAUAUCAAACUGAAAAAUGUGCUGCUAGACAAGCAGAACCGGGCCAAGAUCACUGACUUAGGAUUCUGCAAGCCAGAAGCCAUGAUGUCAGGCAGCAUUGUGGGGACACCGAUCCAUAUGGCCCCUGAACUUUUCACAGGAAAAUACGAUAAUUCCGUGGAUGUCUAUGCUUUUGGAAUUCUCUUCUGGUAUAUCUGCUCAGGCUCUGUUAAGCUUCCUGAGGCGUUUGAGAGGUGUGCUAGCAAAGACCAUCUCUGGAAUAAUGUGCGGAGAGGGGCCCGCCCGGAGCGUCUUCCUGUGUUUGAUGAGGAGUGCUGGCAGCUGAUGGAAGCCUGCUGGGAUGGUGACCCCUCACAGAGGCCUCUCCUGGGCAUUGUCCAGCCCAUGCUCCAGGGCAUCAUGGACCGGCUAUGCAAGUCAAAUUCUGAGCAGCCAAACAGAGGGCUGGAUGAUUCCACUUGAAAGCAGAGGCCUUUCUCUUUCACGCUCUACUUUUUUCCUUCCCCUCACCUUUUGGCCAUGGGGAGAAUUCAGCAUGUAACUCAUUAUAGGAAGAUCUUGAGGGAACUGGUGCUUGCUGGGCAACUUGAGACCUUGCCAAGCAGAGGCAUCUCCUGGACAGUGAAGACUGGGAGAGCUGAGCACGUUCGGCAGUUCACCGAUACCCCAAGAUAGUCCUGUGGCAAAAGAUGCAAAGCUGAAAAAUGUGACAACUGAAAAGGAGGCGAAUGUUACCACUGUCUAUUCACUGUGUAUGUUUCUAAGACAACGAUUAGACACUGCAGUGGCAAUAGCAUUAACAACUCUUCAUUUUCAUUAUUUUGGCUCUAGCUAGGAAUAAGUUGAUUUUAUCAAUGGUCAAGACACUUAGAAAAUUUGAGCUUAUUUCUAAGAUUGUUAGAACAUGGGGACAGAAGGUCAGUUGUGGAUGCCUGGUUCCUGCUGUCUGUAGUAGGGGAAUCUCAGGUUGCAGUGGUCAGGAGCCCCAGUGAGAAAGCUAGAAACAAAGCUGCCUGUUCCUAAGAGUUCCAGUGUGUUUACAUUUAGAGGAGCACACAUUGCUGACUCCUGGGGGAGGACAGCAUUUCACUGUUACAUCACCAAUAGGCCAAAAAAAAAAAAGUGUAUGUGUGUACACUGUUGGAUGCUGAGUUACUGCUAACCCCAGACAGAUCUAUUUUUCUACCCUUUGGUCUUCCCCCACCCCACCCCUUUUUUUCCUUUUUUUGGUCUCAAGGUGGGAAAGCUCCAGACAACAUGAUGCUUUGGAGUGAGUGUCUGAGCGAGAAUAACAACGUGAAGUAUUUGGGUGAGACUUGAGAGGUGGGACAGGAUCUGGAGGCCGUAACCUACUGAAAGGUUACCAGCUCGUUUUACAACUUUGAAAAAUCAGAAACUUUUGUUUUGAAUUUAGCACACUGCUGUGUUAAAAUUUGAUGAGCUUUUUAACCAAGGCUUUUUCCCUGCCAUUUGUCCCUUCCAUUUACCAUAUUACAAAUAUAUUUUGGUAGAAGGAGAAAAGAACCCGACAAAAGAGGACACUUCUCUGGUGGCUCUGUGAUGCGCCCCUCUCCACUGUGUGUCUACAUGGGGGGCUCCCCUGCCCUGAAGCUGGGAGCUGGGAUGGUGGUCUUUUGUACUUUCUCAUGUAGUUUAUGUGAGGACAGAAAUCUGAUUCUAGUCAGAGGAAGGGGAACAAUUUAUGAAUCCUGACUUUAAGCCUUCUCCAACCAAAUUGUUCCAUUAGACUCAGAAAAACAGACAGAUGAAGGAAUAGACAGGCUGGCUGAGUAACCUCCAUCUGCCUGCCUAAUCCUCAAAAACUGUGGUCUGGCCCUUGUACUGGCCCCAAAACAUAUGAAACAGGUCCUCGGGUAGUAUGAGAGUCGUGAUGCAUUUGCUGCUGGGAUUUUUCUAGCAGAAUGCCCAUCUUUUGAAUAUUGACAGUGUAAUUGGAGUCUGUAAUACAUUUGUCAUGCAACUUUGAAAGUUCAGUUUUAAUCUUUGGCUCUCCUGGGCUCUGGUUAUAGUUAUCUUUGAAUGCGGUAACCCCUUGAGCACUCCAGCCUUUCAGAAACUUCAUGUAGUGCUUAUAACCUUUUUAUUUGCAAAUGAGAAAAUAACUGAGCCAAGCCUUUGGGUUCUCCACACUCCAGCCUUGUUUUAGCAGAAUGUGUCGUAUAUUUCUUAGAAUUUUUUUUUUUAAAGACAGAGUCUCAUGUGUUGGGAUCCUCCUGCCCCAGCCACCCAAAUCACUGGCAUCACAGGUGAAGCUCAGGACUUUUAACGCCUCCUUAGCUCACUUUGAGUUUUCUCAGAACUCAUCAUCCUUCUGAUGAGGGGUCUGUAGGGGGCUUCCAGGAAGCUCGGUGUCAAGCGAAGAGUUCA
Tupaia belangeri chinensis (Chinese tree shrew) is the source of this 4618-nucleotide messenger RNA. It is a transcript of the gene DSTYK, whose product is annotated as dual serine/threonine and tyrosine protein kinase. Gene Ontology annotation, biological process: positive regulation of fibroblast growth factor receptor signaling pathway; negative regulation of apoptotic process; cellular response to fibroblast growth factor stimulus. NCBI's taxonomy places the organism in Eukaryota, Metazoa, Chordata, Mammalia, Scandentia, Tupaiidae. Gene Ontology annotation, molecular function: protein kinase activity; ATP binding. The record is from RefSeq and is a predicted model, not a curated record. Gene Ontology annotation, cellular component: cytoplasm.